This is a messenger RNA of Arachis stenosperma, 1386 nucleotides long. RefSeq names its product immune-associated nucleotide-binding protein 9. Lineage: Eukaryota; Viridiplantae; Streptophyta; Magnoliopsida; Fabales; Fabaceae. The transcript has 6 exons. Gene Ontology annotation, molecular function: GTP binding. The record is from RefSeq and is a predicted model, not a curated record. The coding region runs from base 140 to 1150 and encodes 336 amino acids.
AAUGAAACCAGAUUAUACCCUCUAGUUUUGCGUUUUGAGUUUCGCGUUUUCUCUCUUCUCUGCCACAUCCCACUAGUAUAGUAAAUUCUUGCUUGGCUGUUGGACUGAAAGUCUGAGACACAGGCACGGUUUGAUAAAGAUGGGUGGAAGCUCCAUUGAUGAUGACUGGGAAUUUAGUUCCUCCUCUAAUGAGAUUCGAACAAUGAUCCUAGUUGGACGUACUGGCAAUGGCAAGAGCGCCACAGGUAAUAGCAUUCUUGGGAGGAAGGUUUUCAAGUCAAGGGCAAGCUCAUCUGGUGUGACCAGCACUUGUGAAUUGCAGAAAACUGUCUUAAAGGAUGGCCAAAUUGUUAAUGUUAUUGACACCCCUGGACUAUUUGAUUUUUCGGUUGAAUCUGAGUUUGUUGGGAAGGAAAUAGCCAAAUGUAUUGACAUGGCCAAGGAUGGGAUUCAUGCUGUCCUUGUAGUGUUAUCGGUUAGAACACGUUUUUCUCAAGAAGAACAAGCAGCGUUACAUAGCUUGAAGACUUUGUUUGGAAACAAAAUUGUGAACUACAUGAUUGUGGUCUUCACCGGUGGUGAUGAACUUGAAGAUAAUGAUGAGACCCUUGAUGAUUAUUUGGGUCGCGAGUGUCCGGAGCCCCUAAAGGAAGUUCUUGCUCUCUGUGAGAAUCGCUAUGUGCUUUUUGACAAUAAGACUAAAGAUGAAAGAAAGCAAUUUGCACAAGUUCAACAUCUUCUUUCUCUUGUGAACAAGGCUAUAUCACAGAAUUGUGGACGACCUUACAUAGAUGAGUUAUUUGUAGAACUGAAGGAGGGAGAAAGUAAGAUGCGUAAAAAACAAAAGGAAGUUGAUUCCUCGGAAGGAUAUUCAGAAUUGCAGAGGCUGCAGUUUAAGGAACAAAUGCAGCAAACAUAUGAUGAGCAGCUAAAACGAAUUACUGAGACGGUGGAAAUAAAGCUGAAGAAAGCUACUGCUAGGCUCGAGCAACAACUGGCAGAGGAGCAAGCUGCAAGACUUAAAAUGGAGGAAAAAGCUACGUUAGCUCAAAAGAGAUCGGAUGAGGAAAUUCGAAAUCUCCGAGAACAUCUUGAGAAGGCACAUGAAGAACUACGUAAGCGUGAAGAGAAUCGUUGUGCUAUUCUUUGAUAUUUGAUGGCGGAUCAUGCCCUUAUUUAUCCCAAACUCUCAAGUUAAUGAAGCCAUAUAUUUAUUUUCAGUGUUUUGACUUGAGAGUUAAAGCUUAGACUCACCUGUUUGUAUAUUGCCAAUACUUAUGGUUCAUGGGUUUUUAGAUUCGACAAUUUGAUCCGAUCACUAAAGUCAAUUCUCCAAAACUAUGUAUUGGGAUGGAUCUCUUUUUUCUAUACAUGUUGCAUUAUUAA